This is a messenger RNA of Callithrix jacchus (white-tufted-ear marmoset), 2282 nucleotides long. It is a transcript of the gene HPGD, whose product is annotated as 15-hydroxyprostaglandin dehydrogenase. Gene Ontology annotation, cellular component: cytoplasm. The record is from RefSeq and is a predicted model, not a curated record. Gene Ontology annotation, biological process: female pregnancy; prostaglandin metabolic process. Gene Ontology annotation, molecular function: 15-hydroxyprostaglandin dehydrogenase (NAD+) activity. NCBI's taxonomy places the organism in Eukaryota, Metazoa, Chordata, Mammalia, Primates, Cebidae.
UGCUACUCUCUCCUGCUAUCGGGUUGGUCUUUAGGGCACUGAAGGAAACUCCUUUUCAGAAAUAACCUUUUAACUUUUCUUGUGUCAGCGGUCUGCCAAUCACGGAGCCAGAGGCUGAGUGGAGUCUCUGCGCCGGGCUGCGAGUCGCGAAGGCAAAGAUCGCGAAGCUUGGCGCUCAGAGCGCUCUGGGGCCAGGUGACACAGUCGUGGAUUCCCGGCGGGCGCCGGCCUGACAGCUUCCUCCCCGCCCACUGGCAGGAGCGCCCCGCCAGGCUGCACGCGCGCGCGCGCAGGGGGGUGACAUAAAAGCCGCGGCCGCGCGGAGACGCGGAGUUCGCCCACCGCGCGCCCCAGCAGCGGCUGCACCAUGCACGUGAACGGCAAAGUGGCGCUGGUGACCGGCGCGGCGCAGGGCAUAGGCAGAGCCUUUGCAGAGGCGCUGCUGCUCAAGGGCGCCAAGGUAGCGCUGGUGGAUUGGAAUCUCGAAGCAGGUGUACAGUGUAAAGCUGCCCUGGAUGAGCAGUUUGAACCUCAGAAGACUCUGUUCAUCCAGUGCGAUGUGGCUGACCAGCAGCAGCUGAGAGACACUUUUAGAAAAGUUGUAGACCACUUUGGAAGAUUGGACAUUUUGGUCAAUAAUGCUGGAGUGAAUAAUGAGAAAAACUGGGAAAAAACUCUGCAAAUAAAUUUGGUUUCUGUUAUCAGUGGAACCUAUCUGGGCUUGGAUUACAUGAGUAAGCAAAAUGGAGGUGAAGGAGGCAUCAUUAUCAAUAUGUCAUCUUUAGCAGGUACCUCUUCUGUGUGCAGACACUUGAGAUCCUGGCUAGCAGAAGUUCUGCUAUCUUUAGCAGGGAGCUCCCAAACUUACUCCAGAACUGGUGGAUUCAUUUGCCUCUAGAAGAGAGAGAAAAGAAACAUGGAGGAGGCAUGGCUACUCUUUGAAAAACCCAAAGUUGAAUAAUGGCAGACAUUAUUCUGCUCACAUUUCAGUAUAGAACUUGAGCUUACAUUUUACCUAACUAUAAGAGAAUCUGUCUGGGAAAUGCAGUCUAGAUGUGUGCCUAAGAGAAGCAUGGAUUUCAGACGGCAGCUAAUCAUCUUUCCCACGGCAUGCAAUCCUAAACUAUAUUUUUUUCAGAGCAGUAUGAUUUAGUAUCAGCUGAUAUCUUAUCCCUCAAUACUAGCUUUAAACUUGUGACUGGAUUUUUUGGAGCAACUGAGUCAAGUAACUUUACUUUUUCAAACUCUAGGAAAAAAUCAUCAAUGGCUCUUGAAUAGUUCAAAUGAAAUUGUGAGGUUUAGGAAGUCUGAUCAAUAUGGACAGCAAAUCUAAGCUGUGUCCAAAAAAGUGAGGCUUUUUAAAAUUAUCUUCUUGGUUUUAGUGUGGUGAUUUGAAAAUAGAAAUUUCAGCCCCAUGCCCACCCCAACUUGGCAUCCCAGCUCCACUGAUUUGGGAAGUUGGGUUUGGAGGUACCUGAGACUGAACCGCUGUCUAUUUCUCAGUCUUUUUCUCACCCCUCUAGGAAUGAUUGUAAGAUGGCCCUUUCACAUCACUGUAUAAAGCUGCCGCCAAAGGAUAUUUAGAAGUCUCCUUUAGAAGUUCUCAAAAAUAAACUAGCAUCUCAUUUUCUGGGCUGCUUAAAAUCAAAAUCAUGUCCCUAAAGCUAUUACAAACCUAAUUCUAUACAUUUUUUCAGGGUAAUCAGGUUAUUUUUCCUAGUAGUACAACUACUCAUAAAUUAUAACAUUUUAAUUCUAAUGGUACUUUAAAAGGUGAGAGCAUGGUCAAUAUUUUAAAGGGAUAUGUAUUCCGGAGAGGGCCAGAUGUUAAGCUGUGGGAGACUGAAACCCUAACGCAAAUUAGCAAAGUUAAAUCUAUACUGUUUUGAAAUAAAAUUAUAAGAAAAAAACAAGUGACUGGAGAAUUAAAAAGAGAUAUUUAAAGUUUCCUUAAAAGUUCAAAUCUUUAAAAACUUGCUGGGGCUGUGAUCAAGAUUGAUACUUCUGUGUAUUCUUUCUAUAAAGCUAAGAGGGCCAGCGAAGUUUGCAGUACCACGAAUAUCAUACAGGGAGCCCCUGUAUGAUAUAUCACCAGAGGCACUGAUUUCAUUCUUUGAAAGGUUGAAAGCUUCAGGGUUGGAUCAGUUUAGGACGAUCUGGGAGAAAUUCUGUACCAUACUAGGGUGCUUACAUGCCCCAGAGAGCACGAAUAAAGAAAUGCAAUGUAGUAUUGCUGCCUUUUAUCUGAUUAAAAUAUUUAAAUACAUAAUGUUAUUCGUUGA